This is a messenger RNA of Coffea eugenioides, 2145 nucleotides long. RefSeq lists its product as uncharacterized. The transcript is spliced from 2 exons. The record is from RefSeq and is a predicted model, not a curated record. The coding region runs from base 438 to 1775 and encodes 445 amino acids. Lineage: Eukaryota; Viridiplantae; Streptophyta; Magnoliopsida; Gentianales; Rubiaceae.
UGUACCCAUAAACCCAAAUACACCUUCCAUUGUCUUUUUCUUCGCCUUGUCUCAGGUGUAAUGUUCGUCUCGUUUGCAUCCAAAGUCCUCGCCCUAACAGCAGCUGGUUCGCCUUUCUGGUCAUUUGCUGUAGUCUAUUACCUGUUUGUAGAAAAGGUUGUUUCAGAAUAAAAGAUGCAUAAUUUCAUAUAGGGAUUCUUGAAGUAAUUUAUGAGGAAAUAAAAGUGAAAAGGGAUCUUUUAUCUAGAUGUGUUCGAGGAAUUUGAAUUGAAGCUCUCGCAGGAUUUUGGAUUUACUGCUAGUCGGCCAGGGUUUUGCGGAGAAUCUGAGUCAUAUCUGAACUCUGGAAAAGAACCUUUUAUUAAGGGUAAAGUGGUAUAGACUGUUUUAAAGGGAUUGGUUCUGUGGGUUUGAUCUAAAUUUGUUUAUUGGUAAUUAUGGAAGGAAAUUUAGCAUCAGGGAGCAUGAUGCCAGGAAAUGGUUCCUUUGGUGGUCUUGAUUUACAAGGUUCUAUGCGAAUACAUCAUCAACAACCAAACCCUUUUUCCCUGCACCAGCAUAAUCAAUCUCAUUCCAGACAAGGGUCAAUGGCUCAUCAGACAAUCCAUGAGAAUUUUCCUCUCACAAUUGGAAGCAUGCAAGAGCAUGAUCAUACUAUUUCUUUGGCGGAUUUUAACAAGGGAGAUAAGGCUAAAUGUGUGAGUGAUGAGGAUGAGCCAAGUUUUACUGAAGAUGCUGCUGAUGGCCACAAUGAGAGCAGUAAAGGGAAGAAGGCGUUUCCGUGGCAACGUGUGAAAUGGACUGAUACAAUGGUUAGGCUCUUAGUUACUGCUGUUUCCUACAUAGGGGAGGAGGCUACUGCAGAUUAUGGUGGAGCCAGAAGGAAAUUUGCUAAUUUGCAGAAAAAAGGAAAAUGGAAGUCAGUCUCAAAGGUCAUGGCUGAAAGGGGCCACUUUGUUUCACCUCAGCAAUGUGAGGAUAAAUUCAAUGACCUCAACAAAAGGUAUAAGAGACUUAAUGAGAUACUUGGAAGGGGAACUUCUUGUGAGGUGGUUGAGAAUCCUGCACUUUUGGACAUGAUGGAUCAUGUAUCCGAGAAAGCAAAGGAGGAGGUAAGGAAAAUCCUCAGCUCAAAGCAUUUGCAUUAUGAAGAGAUGUGUUCUUAUCACAACGGAAACCGUUUACAUUUGCCUCAUGACCCUGAAUUGCAACGGUCAUUGCGCUUGGCUCUCAGAAGUAGAGAGGAUCCAGAUGAGAAUAAUAUUAGGAAGCACCCAGCAGAUGAUAAUGAAGAGGAUGAUCAGGAUGCUGAAUUGGAUGAUCGUGAAGACUACGAGGAGAGUCAUGCUUUGCAUGCAGAACGAAUGCCAUAUGGUAUUUCUGGGAGUUCCUCUAAAAGGAUAAAGCAUGGUCAUGGCAAUGAAGAUGGCUGUUAUGGUCAUUCUUUUAGUGCUUUAGAUUGUAGCAGAAAUUUAAUUUUUCCAUCACAGAGUGCACCUACUGAUGUGAACCAAGUGAUGCCACAAGGCAUGAAAGCAAAUCUUUUGCAAAAGCAGUGGAUGAGUCAUCGGUCACUUCAAUUGGAAGAGCAGAAGCUGCAAAUUCAGGCCCAAAUGUUGGAAUUGGAGAAAGAGCGUUUCAAAUGGCAAAAAUUUAGCAGGAAAAAGGACAGGGAAUUGGAAAGAAUGAAGAUAGAAAAUGAAAGGAUGAAACUUGAAAAUGAACGCAUGGCAUUGGAGUUGAAGAGAAAGGAGAUGGGUAUUGAGAGUAAUUAAGCUACAAUUGUAUUGGGAAGGAAGGUUUGAGCAUACAGGAGGGUUAUUUUGUCUUCAUGAGCUGCCACCUGACUUCAUGUUUGAUAGAAGUAAAGAAGUUGGCUGUAGACCAUCUUUGUAGACCAUCGUUGGCUGACAUAUUUGUGUUAGAUGCUUGUAUUGGAGGGCUGUCUUUACUCACUGCUUGGCUUUAAAUGCUGUUGAAUAUCGGGCUUGGACACCUUGUAAUGCCUUAGUUAGCCAUAUUUGCCGUUGUAGCUAUUGACCAGUUAAUAAUAGGUAGAACUUUGUUGUUAAAAGAAUUUCUUGCAGUGAAAAUAUUUGUAUGUCAAAUGUCCUACUCUAAUUCAUAUGGAACACACAUUAUGCA